Magnolia sinica is the source of this 1664-nucleotide messenger RNA. RefSeq lists its product as uncharacterized. The record is from RefSeq and is a predicted model, not a curated record. The coding region runs from base 1119 to 1457 and encodes 112 amino acids. The transcript has 8 exons. NCBI's taxonomy places the organism in Eukaryota, Viridiplantae, Streptophyta, Magnoliopsida, Magnoliales, Magnoliaceae.
AAAAAAUUUAUGAUAUCAUUCUUGGUGAAGUUGUUGGUGCCCGUUUGAUUUCCCGUGCUGGAAGUCUUACAAAUCUAGCUAAGUGCCCUGCUUCUACACUUCAGAUCCUUGGUGCCGAAAAAGCACUUUUCAGAUCCUGCUGUCAAACCAUCUAGGCGAGGAUGAUAGCCAAGUGCAUAACCUUAUGGCGUUGCUAAAUUAUCCCAGCUUUGUUCUGGUCCAAUUAAUUAUCAGGCCUCAAAACUCUUAUGUGGGCCCAGCCCAUGGGCCUUAAGCUCUAGCCAAAACAUCCAACCUGGCCCACAUUCACUGCUGAACUUGUAUUCCAGAAAGCCAUGAUUAUUGAUUUGGAUAUGGGGGGCUGUAUUUCCUGUCUUCUUCUUAUUAUUAUUUUUAAAUAUGACUAUUGGAUAGGAAUCGUUAUGUUCCCCUGUAUCAGCUGAUAGACUUUUUUAUUUCACCCAAUUUUUUUUCUCCCAUUAAAAUUUCCAAAAAAUGGUUCAUUCUACUUUGAUUCAUCAAUCUCAUUUAAAUUGUGUUUUUAUCCCCAAAAUAGAUAUAAAUAUAAAAAGAGUUUUAGAACUUCCUCCAUGGUUGAAAUGAAGAAGCAAGUGAAAAUAAUAAUAAUAAUAAUAAUAAAACAAUAGGAAACUUGGAAAAAAAAAAAUGAAUUGGAGACUUUGUGGGUGUAUUGGCACUGAUAUGGACCCAUUGAUUUUGGAAUGGACUGGUUAAACGCUGCAUUACAUAAUGGGCGUGGCCAAUGCGGCUAUACUGUAACUGAUUUUCAAAACCAACAGGUAUGGAUCUUCAAAACACAAGGAUCAAUGAAAUUAGCCGAACAAGCAGUUAUUUAGGUUGUCCAUGUUAAAUCUAUAUUCUGCAUUCUUAUUGUCUUUCAUUGAGCUAUUUGCUUGCAGGCAAUCAUUUACAAUGCAUUUGCUCCUCUUAUGACAUCAUGGGCUGUUGUCUAUGACGUGUGCUACUUGGAACCUCAAAAUCUAAAACCUGACGAGACGCCAAUAGAAUUUGCAGAAAGGUUUCAAGUUUUGGGGUGUCUGAUUGUAUUUAAAGUUUAGACUUUUCAUUCUCCAUUGAAAGGAGGAGAGAUUUUAGGGAUGACCUUCAGGAAGUGUUUUCUUCCAAGAAUAUUUUCAUCCAAAGAGAAGACCAUAAGCCAAACUGACGAAGAUUCAUUUGAUUCUUCCAUGGAAUUUGAGAGAACCCUGACUUUUUCAGCUACCCCACCAUCCUUCCGAAAAAGCUUAUCUGUUGCAAAAUCAGAGUCUACUUCAAGGCUUGGGAGUCUAAAUUUCAGUAACUUGCAGUUUCAGAUGUUGGACAUCUUAGACAGACGAGACUUCAGGCCUUGGCACACUUUCAGGAAGUCACCAACAGAUAUUGCCAAGAAAAGAAAUUUGGUUCUCAAGAGUUUGAUGAAUAUGUUCCCAUGGUAGACAAAGCUAUGGAUUCAAGCUGGAAGAAAAAAGUGUCCCAUCAAAAGCUCCCGUCUCCUAGAAGUAUGCAAGUAUAUAUUAGAUUUCAUUAGGGAAUUGCAGGCUUUUGCAAGUCAAUGGUUAUAUGUUGUCAUAUGAGGUAUCAUAUUUAGUGGAUUCCAUUUAUGUGCAUGUAUUUUUCACAUGAGGUAUCAUAUAAUGCUUUGG